Bactrocera oleae (olive fruit fly) is the source of this 2238-nucleotide messenger RNA. Its product is annotated as adenosine deaminase 2. The record is from RefSeq and is a predicted model, not a curated record. Gene Ontology annotation, biological process: inosine biosynthetic process; adenosine catabolic process. Gene Ontology annotation, molecular function: adenosine deaminase activity. Lineage: Eukaryota; Metazoa; Arthropoda; Insecta; Diptera; Tephritidae.
CAAAUUCAAGAACAAUACCCACAAUAUAUUUUCGAAAUGGCACGAAAUAUCGCGAAUGUAUUGAAUGACUCUGGACAAUUUAAAUUGAAAUGAAACAAUGAGACCUCCGGUUCUUCCUUUCAGUUUGAAAACGGCAAUCGCCAACACCAGACCGAUAUUUUGCGCAGCUUGCUUGAAAAAGUACAUCAAUUGCAACAACAACAGCAAAAACAACUGCGUUGACAUUUUAUUUGAUAAUUGUGUAAGUUAUAUCACAAAAUUACAGAAAAAAAACAUUUAACAGUUGCAUUAUUGCGUGUCUGGAAUUUCACUUUAAAGUGGUAAACAGGUGUGUGUGUGUUAAGCGUUGUAAUGCCGAAAUUAAAAGUGCUCUAAACAUUUGUAGUCGGAAAGUUUUUGGGGAUAUUCACAAAUAUAGCUUAAAAUAUGAAAUAAUAAGUAAAAAUGGGAUUAAACUACAUAUACUUCUCAACUUUAUUGUACAUUCAAAAUGUCUACCUGGCGACAGAUUCAAGGCGUUAUAUUUUAUGUACCAUUGCUGUUACAUAUUGCUCAGUUUUGCGAUGCCCGUGUUGCAACUCCGCCACAAGAGAUAAUGGCGCCACAGCCUGAGGUGAGUGGCGUUUUGUAUGAGAAGACUCUGCCAGGCGAUCGUCUAUACGAUGAACCGAAAAUAUUAAAAUAUGCGCAGCAACGUGAGCAAAUGAUCGAAGCAGAGCAAUUGCUACUUACCGGUGGACAUUUGCAACUCGAUGAAAAUGAGUUGCAAGCACAUCAGAUUUUCAUGCAUCACAAAUUGAUGGAGCUCACCUAUGGCAUGGAACACCCACAUGAACAUGCGCCAGCGCUGCAUUUCUUCAAAGCUAAACCAUUCAUAGAACAAAGUAACGUGUUCAAAUUCAUACAGGCUAUGCCGAAAGGUGCCAUUUUGCAUGUACAUCGGACACCGGCGGUCUCUGUUGAUUGGAUGAUUAAGAACCUGACUUACACGCCCGGUCUGUUGAAAUGUCACACGGCGCGCGGUACUGUGGUGCUCAGUUUUCGUGAAAAUGCGCAAAAGCAUGGAUGCCGUACAAAAUAUUACGAUGUAGAGGAGGAGCGUAAGCAUACUUUGUCGAAGAAUCGCUACGAUAGAUUUUUGAAGUCCAAGCUAAGCUUAUAUUCAAGGCUGCCGGAAUUUGAGUACAGUGAACAAAACAAAGUGUGGCGACGUUUCGAAGACAUAUUCGAUACAAUAAGUGAUACGGUUGGGUACGAGCCCGUUUUCCGCACAUUCCACUGGCAGCUGAUGGAGGAAAUGUACGAGGAUAAUAUAAUGUACGCAGAGUUGCGUAUGAAAUUUAAGCCGCUAUAUGGCGCCAAUGGCUCCACGGUAGCAAAUGAGUAUGAGGCAGCCGAGCUGCUUAUGGCUCUAGUGGAAGAAUUUAAACAAUCACAUCUGGGUUUCUAUGGUUUGAAAGUUAUUUAUGUAGCGCACCGCGGUUCGGACGAAACUGAAAUAUUCAAAGCUUUUCAAACAUUCAAAGACUUCCAUGAACGCUAUCCUGAUUUCAUUAUUGGUUUCGAUCUGAUAGGGCAUGAGGAUCAGGGAAAGUCAUUGCAGUCAUUUGUGUCUAUUUUACAAGAUCUACCGAAAAGCGCAAAGUAUUUCUUUCAUGCAGGCGAAACAAAUUGGUUGGGCACGUCAGUGGAUUUGAACUUGAUUGAUGCCAUACUACUCAACACCACACGCAUCGGACAUGGUUACUCACUUAUGAAACACCCUAUACUCAGUAAGGCCGUUAAAGAGCGUGAUAUUGCGUUGGAAGUUAGUCCGCUGUCCAAUCAAGUUUUAAACUUAGUUUGGGACUUACGCAAUCAUCCUGGUGGCUACUUUAUGUCCGAUAAUAUACCAAUAGUGAUUUCGAAUGAUGAUCCAGGCUUUUGGGAAGCCAAAGGUUUGAGUUAUGAUUUCUACUAUGCGAUUAUGAGUUUUGCGCCGAGCAAUGCUGGUUUAAAGACAUUGAAGAGUUUGGUAUGGAACUCGAUAAAAUAUUCAGCAAUGGGUGAUGUAGAGAAAAAGGCUGCGUAUGCGCAAUUACAAUAUGAUUGGAAUGUCUUUUUGGAACGUGUUAUACGCGGUGAUAUUGUAUGAAAUAGUUAUAAACAUAAUAUACAAUACUUAUAAACAAAUGUUGUUUACUGAUAUGAAAUAAAUUAUAGUACGUGCGAUUUACAAUUUUUUACAUGAAAUUUAUG